GUCUGCAAUGUAUUUGGGGCCAUGAUCUGUGAGGAAUGUGAGUAACUACUGUGCUGCUGGCCUGGCUGUAUGUAACACAUCACAUAUUGCAUUGUAUAACAGCUGCUGGUGUGAGGAUGCAGUGUGUGUUCCCCUAAAUGGUCCCUCCUCCUCCUCCUCCUGCUACUGAUGGAGUAGCACACACCGCAGCAUCCUGUUCACUCAUCUACACUACAAUGCGAGAGAUGGUCAAUGCAGGCGGAGGUCACUGGAGAUUUUUGGGCAGUGUCACUUUAUUACCAGCAGAUCAUCCACUGUUAUACUAGAUGAUUGCUCUGGCUAGUAGUGGGAAGGAAUUACAGUAUCCUCCUGCAUAACAUGUCAGCUACAUAUAUUUAACUCAACCUGCAGCAUCACACCCCCACUAUGACAAUGAGCAGCUUGGGCUGGACACAAUGGACACCAUCUGCAUCCCGCAGCCUUUAGAAUGAGAUCAUGGAAUAGAUCAGUCUGUGUCAUAUACUAUCCAUGGUUGUCUGGAUUAUAAGGUGAGCUUCUACUCUGACCUGAUGGCAAUAAUCAUAUUAACCACAUAUCCACAGUAGGGGGGAUCCAAGGUUCCGUGAUAGCACAAUAAUCAUCUGAGAUGGCAAGACUCCGCAGGAAAGCAUGUAUUGCUCUUUUUCUUUUCACUCUGUUCAUUUUUGGAACCAUGAUGGGCUUGAGAACAUUGAAACCAACUGAUGGCUUUUCUGAUCUUGCACCUGGUCUAGAGCUUAUGCCCUUUGGUGAACAAUCAGAGAGACGCUCCGUUUCCAAUGAGGCUAUUUCUCAGCCACAAGGCACCACAAACGCAGCUGACAGUACAAAAGUGUAUUAUGAUCUUCACAUUUUCUACUACAUGUGGUAUGGGAACCCUAAGUUUGACAAUAAUUAUAUUCAUUGGGAUCAUGUAAUGGUCCCCCAUUGGGACCCCAAAAUUUCCGCAAGUUACCCUAAAGGUAGGCACAGUCCUCCAGAAGAUAUUGGUUCCAGCUUCUAUCCUGAAUUAGGACCUUACAGUUCCAAAGACCCAGCGGUCCUAGAAGAACAUAUGCGGCAGCUCAGAGCAGCUGCUAUAGGAGUGUUGGUACUGUCAUGGUAUCCGCCUGGCACAGCAGAUGAGAACGGUGAAGCAGUAGAAAACUUGGUACCCUUGGUUCUGGAUGCUGCCCAUAGAUAUAACAUAAAGGUGGCAUUUCACAUCCAGCCAUACAAGGGGCGUGAUGACCGCACACUGCAUGAUAAUAUUAAAUACAUAAUUGAUAAUUUUGGAUCCCAUGCAGCUUUCUACAGAUAUAGGACAAGUACCAGCAAAAGCCUUCCUCUCUUCUACAUUUAUGAUUCAUAUCUGACGCCACCUGAUUCCUGGGCAAACCUGCUGACAGUAACCGGCUCCCAUUCUAUCCGGAACACUCCUUAUGAUGCGGUCUUCAUUGGCCUGUUGGUAGAAGAGGGACACAAGCAUGACAUCCUUACAGCUGGGUAUGAUGGCAUUUACACAUACUUUGCCUCAAACGGCUUCUCCUUUGGUUCUUCCCACCAGAACUGGAAAACCAUCAAAAGCUUUUGUGACACCAAUAACCUCAUGUUCAUCCCAAGUGUAGGACCCGGUUACAUAGACACCAGCAUCAGACCAUGGAACAACCACAAUACCAGGAAUAGAGUCAAUGGAAAGUACUAUGAGACAGCUCUUCAGGCAGCUCUCACUGUACGACCAGAAAUAGUUUCCAUCACAUCAUUUAAUGAGUGGCAUGAAGGGACCCAAAUUGAGAAGGCCACUCCAAAGAAAAUAGCCACUCGCCUCUAUAUAGACUACUUACCACACCAGUCUGACCAUUACCUUGUUCUUACCAGAAAGUGGGCAGAACAUUUUAACAAGGAGAAAGAACAGUGGCUGAUGUGAGCUCAGAGCUUGGUACAUGUCUAACUGGAAAGAAAGGAAUCAUCUCUUAUACCUAUUCUGGCUGGAUCAGUGCAGACUCAAGAGAAGAUGCUGACAAAAGGAGUACCAAAGACGUGCCAGAAUUUGGGCCAGUAUCAGCUAAUAAUGCCGCUUUGCACAUCUUCUCAUUGGGGUUACAUUUUACGAUAGAGGUUGUGCAUGGGGCUGCAACUGCAAUUUGUUGAGACUUAUUUUGGAGUGAAUAGAAGCUUAACUCUUAGUAAGAGUAAAUGAUGUUCAAGUGAAAUAGUUUUAUGGGUAAUAUCCCAGAAGAGCGAAUACAGGAACAAAGGUAUUGUAAUGUAAUGUCUUCUAAAGGAGACCCUUGGAAUCAGUCUCGAAGUUAGAAGAUAAAAACUGGAUGUCCACAAGACACUCUCCUGUCACUUAAUACACUCCAACGAAGAUGAAUGAGGAGUCACAUCAUGAACAAUAAAAUCUAAAUUUAAAAACACAAAA
Messenger RNA from Pseudophryne corroboree (corroboree frog), 2422 nucleotides. RefSeq names its product mannosidase endo-alpha like (gene MANEAL). The record is from RefSeq and is a predicted model, not a curated record. Gene Ontology annotation, molecular function: alpha-mannosidase activity. Gene Ontology annotation, cellular component: Golgi apparatus. The transcript has 5 exons. Lineage: Eukaryota; Metazoa; Chordata; Amphibia; Anura; Myobatrachidae. Bases 626 to 1924 code for a protein of 432 amino acids.